CUUUUUCUCGUGUGCGAUAGCUUAGCCCAGAGCAGAUUCAUAAUCAGCUAAGCAACUUUUUCUUCCUCAUUCGAGCCGAUAGCCUGAUCCUGUGGACGGACUGUGCUGGGUAAGCCGGCGUUCAAGGAGUUGUCGUCCACUCUACCUUGCGCUAUGGCUUCGCCAGCUGUUUCCAAGAUGCCACCCCUGCAAAUACCUUCUACAGCUCCAAUGAGUGGUGGGCCGAAGUCCGCCGCUGCGUUGGACUUUGAGGCUCUUACGUGGAGAGAUGCCGUGAAUAACUUUCGAAUGCAAAGCGAUCACAAAGCGCAAAGGCUUGAGGAAUUCCUGAAGUCGUACACCACGCCACAGGCGGUAUCGCAAACGCUUCGAGAACGGCAACGUGAGAUUCCGACGCAGUAUGGCCCGGUUGUGUCGAAAGUCCUUGGAAAGAUCGACAUCUUUCUGGCAGCUGGAGACAUUGCCGUUAAAGGGGCACCGGAGAGCGUGGGACUCGCCUGGACUGGGAUAAGCUUGGCUUUGGGUAGUGUCCAGGACGACUUCGCGACGUUUCAACUGUUUAGCGGAGCAUGCGUCGACAUUAUCGGAAUAUUGGUGACAUGCAGGCUCUUUGGACGUAUGUUCUCCCAGUCGAAAGGCCCGCCGGAACUCUACGAGAUACAAGAUCAGGUCCGCAUCGCGAUUCCAAAGAUAUACGCCAAAAUUCUGGAGUUUUCGUAUCAAAUGUUCAAGUAUAUGGAUCGAAACAAGUUCUUACGAAUGACACGUGGCGUCUUGAAAAACAACAAGGAGGAAUUCAGCGGCGCUAUGAAAGAUAUCAAAGAAGGGGAGAGAAUCAUGUCUGAAAACGCAACCAAAGCUUCCCAGGCCCUAACCUCGUUUUGGCAGCAGAAAAGCGACGACAAACAGAAUCAAAUGCUCGCGGAACUCAAGCAGAUUAGAGACAAAUUGAGCGAGUCUACAGCAACGUCAAAGGAGAUCAAUGACUACCUUCAGAAGGAACUUGAGGAGCAACGAAGAAAAUCGCCAAUGGAUAUAGCUCGCGAAGCAUACGCUAAACAUAAACAAACUCUCAGAGCUUUGGUUGACACGGAGGCCAUGCUGACGAAGCGUAAAAUCGCGCGAGAAGAAGGCACUUGUCAGUGGAUAUUUGAGACAGAGGCUUACCAAAGGUGGCACGACUCGGCCGGCUCCAGCAUCUUGUGGGUUUCUGGCGGCGGUAACAUGGGCAAGUCUGUUCUCAUUUCCAGUGUGAUCGAACGACUUCGUACAGAGACUAUCUCAAAUCCUGAGGAGCACACGAUGUUCUUUUUUUGCAAGAGCGGUGACGACAAUGCCCAGAAGACGGAGAGAAUUAUGGAUCAUUUGGUCUACUAUUUGUUCGACCUUGUGCCGAUGUCUCUUGAGAUUUUGGAUCGUUGCAACGACAUCGCUCGCCAAUAUCUGGCAGGGAGUAACGAGGGUCGCCGAAGAAGGAAGACUAUGCAACAAGAUUCUCCAGAAGCAGAGAAGACUCUAAACUUCGAGGAGGCUUUCCAGCGCAUGGCGGAAGUUCUCAAAAAGAAAUUAUUUCUGGUUGUCGAUGCAUUAGACGAGUGUUCCGAUCGCAAAGAGGAAGAAUUAAUCCAGCGACUUGCUGCUUUGUCCAAACGAAAGGACCUCAAGAUCAAAAUCCUGUUGACAAGCCGGCCAGAAGUAGAUAUAACGGAGGUCAUGGAUAAAUGCGACGUGCCCGAAAUACGAAUGGAAAAGUUCAACGAAGGCGAUAUAUUCAAGACCGUGGAGGCGCAGCUCUCAAUGAUUCCGGGGAUGACCUCCUCGGAGCGCAUAACAGCCCGAGAGCAGAUUUGUGGUCGUGCUGGACCUUACUUCGGAUACUUGAAACCCGCUUUAGAGCUACUUAGAAGACCGUGGCAACGCCCCAUCGAAGUGCAUUUACAAGCUCUCCCAGAGAACCUAUUGAACAUGAAUGCGCGGAUCUUUCAGAACACCGACCCCAGUUAUAUAGGGUUUCUCAAGACCUGUUUGACUUGGGUGAUUCUGGCUAAUGGCGAGCAAAAGAUGAAAAUAGAUGAACUUAUAGACAUCUACAGCCAAAGAUUCACCGUAAAGAGCGAUGAUUCAGACGUCGAAAACACAUCUCAGGAGGAACUGAGUGAUGAAGUAACCAAGUUUUAUAAAAAUAUGAUUCGGAAAGCAGGAGAGACCUUCCUAGACCUUGAUGAGAAAACCAAAGAGCUUAACUUGAUCAAGCCGGCGCUGGUGAAGGACAGCUUUUUGAAGACAAACGAGGAGGCCGAGAGAAUUCAGCAAAGAAGCCCAAGUCCUGACGCCUGUCAAUGUCAGCCGUGUCGGGCCAUGAAGAAACAAGACUCCAACUUCAUCCUUACGAAGAAGUAUGGACACCUUGAGAUAGCCACCCAAAUAUUCAAACAUCUCAAUUCUCCACUUUUCCAGAGGAUAUACUUGCCUUCCUUUCAAGUCAUGGACCAGCAGAAUGCAACAUCAGGAUCAUUAUCGUUUUCGCGGGCGUCCUCACCAAAGCCACCCGAGAAUGGUGGCGAGGGAAAUGACCCAGGUCCGAUCAUGGAGGAAGAAAGUCUUCACGUUAGAUCUGAAAUGACCAACAAGGUCGAAGAGAACGGGAAAGUCAAAGAAUUGUCUCGAGAAAAGGAUGCUAACGCCGCAACGGAAGACUCGAGCAAGGAUCCAAUCACUUACACUGAAAUGGCUGCUCAUGACCAAAUGAAUAACGCAGAUGUAUCAACAAAUGCAACGAGUACGACUAGUCCUGUGUUGCCACACAAGACUUCUCCUGAACUGGAGGAAUUGAAUGUAGAAGCAGAAGCAUCACUUUCUACUCCACAGGUCGACUUUGAAGAGGCGAACUUAACAUUUGAGAAGCAUGAAGCGCCAGAUCAUGUUUCUGACGUAAUGUCUGAUGCGGAUAGCGAUGUCUAUGAACCUUCACCUUCAGGAUUUGCGGCCAACACGGAUUCCGCGCCAGCGUAUCCAAGAUAUGAGAUCGCGCAGGCUAUUUACCACUUGCAGAUGGUGGAGGAUCAAUGGGCUGCAGAAGAAGAAAAACCACCCGAGUAUGAAGCCCUUUAUGAGGAUGUCCUCAAAUUUUUUGACAAUGCAAACGAAGGCUUCCUUGCUUGGAAGCGAGACGAGGGGGUCCGGCCAAACACAGUUUUCUCGGGCCAAUUCGAUACCUAUACCUUAACGCCACUUCACAUUGCUGCAGCGAACGGAUUGCUAGACCUAUGCCGCAGGAUAAUCGAGAAACAGAAACUUGACUAUGCACAGUGCAAGGACAAGGAGCGCUUUAGAAACGAACUACUAGAGAAGACAAGUGGAGGCGAAACUCUGAAUCUUGCCCCAAGCACCGCCUUAUCAAUAGAUACCGAGCCUAAGCCGGCUGCCGAAGAUGCAGGAAAAGAAAUCCGGCCGGAUGGGAUGUCCCCUGAUAUCUUUGCUGAGAUGCGGAGCGCGGAGAAGUAUUUUGAGCUCCACCGAUCAGAGACUGACGUUAAUGUUCUUUCAUCUAACAUGACACCGUUGUCAUGGGCCUGUAGGAUUUCCGACAACACUAAAAAGUAUAACGUAUGCAAGUUACUACUUGAGAAUGGCGCCUUGCCUGGCGUUGAGGCACUUCGCAGUCUCAAUGGAGAAAUGUUUGACGGUGAGCCCCCAUUCCAUUCUCUCAUGUAUUUUGGGGCCGCGGAACCCAGAAUCGUACAGCUUUUCCUAGAUCAUGGUGCCAGUGUCAAAGAGAAAGACCCUUGGGGCUUCAACGUGAUGCACAACUUUGCAUGGUCCGGGGAUGAUCCGGCAGUGCUUGACAUGUUGGUUGAAGCUGGGGCAGACGUCAAUGUGCGAGAUGAUGUUAAUGAAACUCCACUGCACAAAAUGCUUAGUUCUCGUGGAGAUGAGAUGCCUAUGAACUUACUGAAGAGGUUUUUGGAGCACAAUGCAGACAUUUUUGCGAGCGACAGAGAUGGCCAGCAGCCUUUAUUUGAAGUCGCAGGUGGUGGAAAUGUCGAAGCACUUAAGAUGCUGCUAGAACAUGAGCCCAAGCCAGAUAUAAAUCACAGAGAUGUUCAAGGGUGGACAGCGCUCCACAACGCUGCAAAUAGUGGCCAUCUGGAGAGUUGCAAGCUACUUUGCGCUGCCGGUGCAGAUCCGACGGUGGUGGAGGAGAAGAAUCGUACUCCAUUCUAUCUAUCAUGCAUCAACGACGACGUCGCAUUGACUGAUUAUCUGGCGCAGUUGCUGUUGAUCAGAAAUAGCAAACUCUUAGAUGAACGAAGCUCCCAUGGGAAGACAACCCUUAGAAAGGCAGCUGCACUUGGCCGAACAGAAAUCGUCAAACUUCUAUUGACGAAGUACAGAUCGUUCUUGGACAUCAACGCGGCAGAUGUGGUCCUUCAGUGGACACCGUUGCAUGCUGCCGCGUAUCUUGGUUAUGCCGAAAUUGUGGAGGCGUUACUUGAAAAUGGCGCCGAUACCAAAUGCAAGGACGUUAAAGGCCGAAUAGCUCUCACAUUGUCUUAUCAACAAUGGGAACUCUUGCAAAGCUCAGACGGCCCACGAAAUACCAGUUUUGAAAGCUGUAUAUUGGCGCUUAUUGAGGCAGACAGAGACUCUGCUAUAGCGGACAGAAACUUGCUUAGUGCUGCUGCACGAAUAGGCUCCAUGCCUGUUCUUGAAGCUUUGGUGCUCGCGAAGCCUGGUCGGCCGAGAGCAGAUCCAUUUCUUCGAGACGAAUUCGGAUGGACGGCCAUUGAAUUGGCGAGGCAGUACAAAAGACAGAUAGUGGUAGACUUCCUCCAACAGCAGUCGGGGACGACUUGCAAGUAUCCUGACCACUGGGUAAUCACGCAGCCAGACAAGACCCGAUGGAAUUCCGAAACAAAGGAGCUUGAAUAUACGAAAGAAGUAGAAGGAAUAUAUCCAUGGAGUGAACGAGUUACAGUCUUCGCGGAUGUUCCAAUCCCUGCUAACGUUGAACGAUAUUACUUCGAGAUAACGCUCGCAUUUGAAGAUCCCAAGAAAGCUGUAGAGCGUAGACACCUCGUGGCUAUUGGCGUCUUUUCGUUAGGGGCAUCGAAAUGGAAAACAAGAGCUGGUUUGGAUCUGGCUUUCCCUGGAGAUCUUGAGACCAGUAAACGCGGGAUUCAGUCAUGGGCCUAUCACGGCGAUAACGGAUGGAUUAGCACUUCUCGUGUAGGGUUCUAUGACGAAGUUCAGGAUCGCAGAGAUCCCUUUGGCCACGGCGACACAGUUGGAUGCGGGAUUGACUUCGUCAAGGGCUACGUUUUCUGGACUAAGAAUGGAAAACGGCUGAUGAAGCAAGCAUUUAACGACGUAAAUGGACGGUUGACACCAGCUAUCGGUCUGCUUGGCAAAGUCAAAAUAACCACAUCCUUCGAAGGCCCUUUCAAAUGGACGUACGGUGACACCCUGGAAUUCGAUGCCGACAUGCCAAUUGAACAAGAGAAGACCGACGGCAACGAUGCUGAAAAUUAAAAGAAUAUUUUGACGCUUGAAUCAAGGACAACAACGGAAGAAUUCGCCAUACUGUUAAGAUUGCGUUUCGUCUCUCAGAGCCCAUACCAUCCUGCAGCCACUUCAAAAAUGAAUAUCAACCUUGUCUAACCCGUGCAUUCUAAUGUUUGGACACGCAUUGAGUAUUGAGCACUCUUGGGGUGGUGUUUUCACACUCUAGAAUGAAUCAUGAUAUGAAGGAUGAAGAAUUAUCUCCUUGGAGUACUGUGAUUUUAUUUACGCCUUCACCGACG
This is a messenger RNA of Verruconis gallopava, 5804 nucleotides long. RefSeq lists its product as uncharacterized. Gene Ontology annotation, molecular function: protein binding. The transcript is spliced from 5 exons. Lineage: Eukaryota; Fungi; Ascomycota; Dothideomycetes; Venturiales; Sympoventuriaceae. Gene Ontology annotation, cellular component: cytoplasm; nucleus. The coding region runs from base 154 to 5532 and encodes 1792 amino acids. The record is from RefSeq and is a predicted model, not a curated record.